AUGGCAAAGUAUCAUAUAAAAUAUUUGACAAUGCAACGCAUAUUAUCCUUAUUUUCAUGGCACCAAAAGAACUCUACAUCGUCAAAAGAAGAAAUUAUAAAAACUUGCUUACAGAAAUUAUCGCAAGCAGAAGAAUUCAAUGAAGUAAAAUUGCAUCGGCAUGAAAAACUGGCGUUGAAUAAGCUAAAUCAACACGCGGAUAUCAAAUUUCCCCUUUCCGGAAAAGUGAAGGAUACCAAAGAAAAAGUUUUUAUCAUGAUCCAAAUCGUAUUAGGAAAUGUGCCUUUAGAGGAUUCAUCAACACGCGUACAAUUCAAUACGGAGUCAAGAGUCAUCAUUCAGCAUAGCCAUCGUAUACUGAAAUGUCUCGUUGAGUUAGCAGCAUAUAAAGAGAAUGUCACGAUUUUGAAAAUUGCAAUGGAUUUAGCGAGAUGUAUGAAGUCAAAAAUGUGGAAUGAUUCCCCGUUACUGCUAAAACAACUAGAUGGCAUUGGAGAACAAUACGCGAAAAAACUUGCAGAUGCUGGAGUUACAAAUUUUGAACAGUUAAAAGAAUGUGAACCAUGGAAAAUUGAAACUGCUUGUAAUCGAUAUCCACCAUUCGGACAUAAUGUUCACGAAACGGUUUCGACCUUACCAAGUCUUAAGCUCGAUAUUGAACGUGGAUUCUCUAACUCACCAGAAUAUCAAGUAUAUGUUGUGAAUAUUUGCCUGAACAACAAUGAGAAAGUAUCCAUAAAGCGUAAUGGAAUAAAUUUAAAUGCUGCAUUUAUAGCUGCUACAGAUGAUUUAUUAAUAGAAUUUCGUCAAGUGCCGUUAUGGAAAAUUCAACAAGGAUUAAAAUUUCAUUUCAAAUCAAAUAUUCAAACGAAUCAAUUGAUCACUUGUUCCGUUCUACCGGAGGAAUUUAGUGAGUACAAGGAUUUUGUUGAAAACCAGGUUACUGAAUCGCAUGGCGUCAAGAUUCUCGGAUUGGAUAUCCACAAAACAAUUAUACCAAAUAUUCAACCUGCGGAUGUGUGUAAUAAUAUUCUUAUUGCACCCACGGAAAAAUCCCAGAAGUUCGAAAUCAACAAGACGAAUUGUGUACAACACCAUAAACAGCAGGGCUUUAUCGAAAGUAAUGAGCUUCUUCAAAUUCAGAUAACCACUAUUCCCUUACAAACAUCCAAUACGAAGGAAAAGCAACAUGAUAGCACUAUUAAAAGUCCAAAGUUACUACCUAACGGUCGAGUAAAAUGCAAUCAUGCUUGUAAAGACAAGCAAAAACGUGCACCAAAGAAGCGAAAGAAUAAUAUAAUUUCUUCACCAACAUUUUCAUACAAUAAACAAUUUACCAUUGACGAACCAUCACCUAAGACAAGGAAAACUCAAGCCACAGAUACACAACAAAUAGGUUUUGAAUUAGAACAGCAGGCAUAUCAAGAUACGGUAUCGAUUACUAGAAGUCCAGGUUAUUCUUAUCCGACGCUUGACGAAGAAAUAAAAUCGCAACCAGCUACUCACGAUGAAUAUGAUUUGUCAUAUCAAUCAUGGCUCGAAACUUGGGAUAUAAAUGAGUUAGAUUUUAUUUCAAAAGUGGACUUAGACGAUGAUAAAUUUUCUGAAGAAAUGACAAUUGAAGACAAGAAAAAUAUGGCCGGUGUAGAAACAGAAAAUCGAUCAACCAAAAAUAAGACAUAUGAUAUGUUGGAAAUCAACCUAACUUCCGAUACUGAUCUCGAAAUUUCAUGCGGGGGUAAGGAUGAAAUGAAUUAUAAGACUUUCACUGAAGCAUUAGGAGUUUUCGAUUACAUACUUCAAACUAUUAUUUAA
Dentiscutata erythropus is the source of this 1815-nucleotide messenger RNA. NCBI's taxonomy places the organism in Eukaryota, Fungi, Glomeromycota, Glomeromycetes, Diversisporales, Gigasporaceae. The record is from the annotation of a GenBank genome assembly.